Molecule: messenger RNA, 817 nt
Organism: Triticum dicoccoides
Lineage: Eukaryota; Viridiplantae; Streptophyta; Magnoliopsida; Poales; Poaceae
Product: 40S ribosomal protein S19
Exons: 4
Coding region: 102-569 (155 amino acids)
Biological process (GO): ribosomal small subunit assembly; translation
Cellular component (GO): cytosolic small ribosomal subunit; ribosome
Molecular function (GO): RNA binding; structural constituent of ribosome
Source: RefSeq, a predicted model, not a curated record
CGCACCCCGCCUCCAGAAAAACCCUAGCCCUCGCAGCCGCAGCGGCGCGCACACCUCUCCCUCCUCCCUGAAGACAGCGCCGCCGUCGGCGAGAGCACAGGAUGGCGACCGUGCCCGCUCCCGCAGCCGAGACCGCGGCCUCCACGGCGCGCACGGUGAAGGAUGUCAACCCCCACGAGUUCGUCAAGGCCUACUCCGCGCACCUCAAGCGCUCCGGCAAGAUGGAGCUUCCGGAGUGGGUUGACAUUGUCAAGACUGCAAGGUUCAAGGAGCUUCCACCUUCUGAUGCUGACUGGUACUACAUCAGGGCUGCCUCGAUGGCAAGGAAGAUCUACCUGAGGCAGGGAAUUGGGAUCGGCGGCUUCCAGAAGAUCUACGGUGGCCGUCAGAGGAAUGGUUCACGCCCACCGCACUUCUGCAAGAGCAGUGGUGCUGUGUCCCGCAACAUCCUCCAGGAGUUGCAGAAGAUGGGCAUCAUUGAUGUGGACCCCAAGGGUGGAAGGCUCAUCACCUCCCAGGGAAGGCGUGAUCUGGACCAGGUUGCAGGAACUGUUCCUGCCGAAUUCUGAUCAGUUGAAGUCCCCUCUAUGCAAUCGUGUUCGGUAGUAGAAUUUGGCUACAGUUUUGAAUUAUGAUACCCCCCUGUGUUUGUUAUCCAAGACUUCGUUGAAGUAGAUCGCAUGCUAUUCUGGUACAAUGGUUAUUGUCUGAGCUUUUAAAUUAUCUGCCCGCCUGGGAGAAUCUUAUGCUUGUGAGUUCUUGUCAUAAAGAUGGAUUUUACUCCUUGCGUGAAUGUGAUGUUAGUGAUUGGCCUGUC